UUUUUAUCCAGUAUUGUUUCGGUGAUCUACGAGUUACAAAAUUCUGUGUUUAAGAGAUCCGGCUAUCAUUUAUCGUGGGGCAAUUAAUAAUAAUUUUUGGCUUAUAUCUUAAUAUUUUUUUAAACAUUAAUAUUUAAAAUUUAAUAAAUUUUGUAUAUUUUUUAAAUUAAAACGAAUCGGUUUAAUUAUGCCUGUUAAUAACCAAUCGCGUAUUAUUUCUAGAGAUCGAUUGAGAGGUCGCCAAUCUUUGGAAUCUCGACGUCGAUUAAUAGUUAUAAUACGACGUCUUCAUUUUUUCAACACCAUCCGCGAUUUAAGUAUAAUUAUCCGACCUUUAACGUCUUUUCAAAUUUAGCAAUGUUUCAAUGCCCGUCGUGUAAUCAUACCGAUUCGAAACAUGUUAUUGGAUGAACCGGCUGCGUUAUCGGCAACGAACAGACAUUUUGGACGAACGUUGCGCGGAUUGCGGGUGGUUUUACAUCGUUUACCAGCAACAUCAAAUCGCGCUUCGAGAACCCCCAGAGAGGGAUACAUUAUUUUACGUGGUUUUCCUGUAAUCUUGCCACCUUUGUUCCCAAUUGAGGAACGAGAGAUACCACCUAUCUCUCAACCUCGAUUGGAAGUCGCGUCCAUGGAAGACCAGCCGCAACCGCCCCGAGUACAGGCAACAACAACAAAUUCUACUUCGUCGUCCGUCUCUCCAAAUUUGCAACGAUGCGCCAACGAUGAUAUUUUACUUGAAACAACUGUCCCUUCAGAAGCUAACGAUCAACAUUUUCCAAAUUUAAAUAACAACGACGUGCCGGUGAAUGUAUUAUUACCGCCUCCUAGACGAAGGCACGCUGACAUACCUAUUAGAAGAACGCACCGACACGCUAUUACUUUAGCACAACGACAACCGUUUCAUGUAGAAAUUCAUUCGUGCGGGCCAAUGACUGACGUAUGCCCUUUUUGCAACGCUUUGUUUUUUGAAUUGGAACCGAAAAAUCGGAAUAAUAUUAGAUUAAUUUGUUGCAAAGGGGGCGAAGUUAUUCUACCGCCUUUAGGGGAAUGUCCGAGAGAAUUGCAUCAAUUAUUAACUGAGAAUACACCUCUUGCUCGGCAGUUUUUGAAUAACAUCCGUAAAUUGAAUAGUAAUUUUGCCAUGGCCUCCAUGCACGCCACUAUUCCUGCGGAUGUUAAUGUUGGACAAGGGGCUGUUUGUUUCACAAUCACGGGACAAAUUUACCACCACGCUCAGGAAAUCCCUCUAAAUGUGCCGCAUCGUGAUGAACCAAUCAGGAACAAUCAGUAUUAUUUUCUUGAUGUCACGGAAGCGCUCGAACGUCGCAACGAUUUUUUUGACUAGACGGGAAUAGAUCCGCAUCUUUUCCGGAUCCUCGAGGAAAUGUUGAGGCGCACGAACGUACUCGUCCAUAGUUACAUUUGCAUUCGGGGAAUGAUUCGGGAACGCAUCGAACGUGACGGGCCAAACUCGGUAGCGAACAUCGUGGUGAGAUUCAAACACAACAUCAAUAGAGAUCGACGGAAUUUUAACUUACCCGAGAGCCGCUGCGAAAUAGCAGCGGUAUUUGAUAACGAUAUACCGUUCGAUGUUGAUCUGCGAGUGUAUCCACGACGUCCGCUUAUCGACCAUCAAAAUAAAAUUAGUAAUUUGUCUCGUGUGUCUGAUCCCAUGGUGUACCCGUUACUCUUCCCUCACGGAGAGGACGGUUAUGGCGUGCGUCUCAGAUACGCGAGCAGACGAGACAAAAAGGUCUCGCUGCGGGAUUUUGUAACAGCACAGGUUGAUGGUACGUGACGAGACUUUUUCCAUAUUGCACAAUUCCGCGAAACUAUUUCAACAGUACGUGAUUGACACGUACGUGAAAAUAGAAUCGCAAGAGUUGUGGUGGUAUCGGACGAAUCAACGUCAAGUUCGGACCACGUAUUACAACCGCUUAAUCGACUACGUGCGUAAGCGCGUAGCCGAAGCGGGGCCUAAUGCGAGGAUCGGCCAUAUCAACAUCCUGCCGGCCGCGUUUAAGGGUAGUUGUCGCGGACAGAACAAACUAUACCUGGACGCUAUGGCAGUCGUUGCCAGACACGGUAAACCAGACUUAUUUAUAACGAUGACCUGCAACCCCCAUUGGCCAGAAAUUACUCAAAAUUUAAAUUUUAAUCAACGCGUGGAAAAUCGUCCAGAAUUGGUGUGCCGAGUCUUCCAUACAAAGCUCCAACAAUUCAUGGACGAUUUAGUCAAAGAACAAUUCUUAGGAAUCGUCCGCACAUUAUUCGAUCGAGUUUUAAAAAAGAGGACUGCCACACGCUCACAUUUUAAUCGGGUUCGAACUUACGGAUCGGAUCGACGACGCGGAGAAGAUGGACCGGAUUAUAUCCGCCCGGAUUCCCGACCGCGAAGUUGAGCCGGAUCUGUACGGUGUUGUGCGUGAUUAUUAUGUGCACCGUGUCUGCGGUCAAGACAAUCCGGCCGCCCCGUGUACCAACUUGGAGUCUCGCGUGUGCGCGAAAGGCUAUCCAAAAGCCUUUCGACGCGAUACCGUUCUAAAUUUCCACCGUUUCGACGGAAGACCGGAAUAUGCCCGUCCCGAUGACGGUCGGUUUGUCAUUUUCGCAGGCAAUCGUUAUGAUAAUCGGCGUAUCGUGCCUUACAACCGCUGGGCUGCGAUGAAAUAUCGGACUCACAUUAAUUUCGAAGGGGUCGGAUCUUUUGCCUCUAUCCGAUACCUGUACAAAUAUUGCCACAAAGGACCAGAUUGUAUCACCAUCCAAAUGCGCGGGCAGAAUAAUGAAGUCGAUUGGGACGAGAUUAGUAACUAUACCGACUGUCGAUAUAUCAGCUCGAUGGAAGCGUGCUGGCGUAUUUUCGCGUAUAAAUUACACGAUCGUUCCCACGCCGUAGUUACGUUGCCCGUUCACUUGGAGAAUGAACAACUCGUCACUUUCGAUGAAGAUGACGACGAAGAUGAAUUACUGACCCGUGUCGCGGACGCAACAAACUACGUGUCUAAAUUGGUGGCGUAUUUCCGUCUGAAUGCGGUCGACCCCGAAGCACGGCGGCUGCGCUACGUCGAGAUACCCGAAAACUACGUUUGGUUUAGAGGAGAGGGGGAAUGGCGUGCGCGUCAACAUUUUAAUAAAAUCGUGGGAGUUAUACGGGAAGUAUCCCCGUUGGAUGACGAUAGGUUUCACCUGCGUAUUUUGUUACAACAUUUACGGGGCGCCACCUCCUUCGAAUCGAUCAGGACGCUAGCCGACGGGUAUGUCUGUCAAGCGUACCGUGAAGCCUGCGAGAAGCGUCGGUUACUCGCCAAUUUUGACAUUUACCGCAACGCGAUGCGCGAGGUUUGCGAUCGCGAUUUGCCGCCGCGCGUCAGAAAUUUUUUCGCUCUAAUUAUUUUAGUUUCAUUCGAGCGCCAUCGGCACGAAAUACCGGCCUUAUGAGAAGAGUUCAAAGAUCCUUACAUAAUCGCUGAUCUCAUAAGACGCGGUAUUCCGCGGCCGAUCGCGCUUCGCCGCGCUCUCAUUAAUAUUGAUCAAAUCGUGGCGGCAAAUCGCGAGGGAAUAAACCUCAACGAGAUCGGUCUGGACGACCCGGAAGCUGUUGGCGUCAAUGAAGCGAACGCGUUUGCGGAAGUGAGACAAUGCGCGCCGGCGUCAGACGAGCACGAGAAUGUGCUCUUGAGAUUCGGGGACAGAGUGUACGAGUUGAACGCGGAUCAACGUACUGUUUACAACGCCGUUAUUUACACUUUGUUAAAAAAUAGAAACAGCGUAGAUUCGGAGAGUGCGUUGCGACAUUUCCACCUAGACAGGGCUAUCGUUGCGGGACUGGAGGCGGACGAGACGUUCGUCAACAGAAAUUUAUUUUUUGUUGACGGGCCCGGCGGAACUGGCAAAACUUUCUCUAUAACGUAAUCGCGGAGCGAAUUCUGUCUGCCGGCGGUGCCCGUC
Molecule: messenger RNA, 3954 nt
Organism: Cylas formicarius (sweet potato weevil)
Lineage: Eukaryota; Metazoa; Arthropoda; Insecta; Coleoptera; Brentidae
Exons: 3
Coding region: 2362-3444 (360 amino acids)
Source: RefSeq, a predicted model, not a curated record